Scylla paramamosain (green mud crab) is the source of this 2604-nucleotide messenger RNA. It is a transcript of the gene CstF64, whose product is annotated as cleavage stimulation factor subunit 2-like. The record is from RefSeq and is a predicted model, not a curated record. Gene Ontology annotation, cellular component: mRNA cleavage and polyadenylation specificity factor complex. Gene Ontology annotation, molecular function: mRNA binding. Gene Ontology annotation, biological process: mRNA 3'-end processing. NCBI's taxonomy places the organism in Eukaryota, Metazoa, Arthropoda, Malacostraca, Decapoda, Portunidae.
GAAAGUUCCGAAGUGGUCACCUCCUCGCGGCUUGCCUUCAGCUUUGGAGGACGGUGUUCACAGCAAAUUUUUAUCAUUUUUUCAACUUUUUCCGCCUUCCUGAGCCGCAAAGAUGAGCGAGACGAGUGCUGUGGUGGAGAAGUCCCUGCGCUCCGUGUUUGUGGGCAACAUCCCUUAUGAAGCAACAGAAGAGAAAUUACGAGAUAUAUUCAGCCAAGUGGGGCCUGUGCUGUCCUUCAAACUCAUGUACGACAGAGAGAGUGGAAAACCAAAAGGCUAUGGUUUCUGUGAGUACAAGGAUCAGGAGACAGCCUUGUCAGCGAUGAGGAAUUUGAAUGGGUAUGAAAUUGGAGGUCGACCUUUACGAGUGGACAACGCCUGCACUGAAAAGUCAAGGAUGGAGAUGCAGAGCUUAAUGAUGGGCCCAGUUGUGGAAUCACCUUAUGGAGCAGAGGUGGAGCCAAACAAGGCACCAGAGGCCAUUAGUAACGCUGUGGCUUCCCUCCCGCCUGAGCAGAUGUACGAGCUGAUGAGGCAAAUGAAGCUCUGUGUUCGUAACAACCCGCAGGAGGCGAGAACCAUGUUAAUGAAUAAUCCGCAGCUGGCUUAUGCUCUCCUGCAGGCCCAGGUCGUCAUGAGGAUUAUCGACCCCAAGACAGCCGUGCAGAUCCUUCAUGGGGCGCGGGAGAGUAUGGACCCCCAUUCUCCCCACCUCUGGGACUGCUCCACCUCCUACUGUUCUGCCCACUCCGUCCCAGGCCCCCCCAGCACUCAAUGGAGGCCCCCCCCAUCCCUCCUCCGACGUCAGGGCCCCCUCCACCAUCCAAUCUCCCCACCAGGUACCCUCCCCCUAUGGCUGCUGGCCCAGGGAGCUUUCAGGGACCCCCGCCGGGACCGCCACCCCCAAGAGGACCCCCCGUUCCAAGGUUUGUGCGGGGGGGGUCCCCGUGGCCCACCCCCCUCCGGGAACGACCAGGAUAUGAGGCUACCCCCCCCUGGCAUGGGUGGCCCCCCUCCUCCGCAUGAGAAUUAUGGGGCAGGUCCGCACCACGACUAUGAUAACAGGUUUCAGCGAGACCCUCGUGGCGAAUUUGUGGAUCAGCGCGGGGAGCAGAGAUUCAGGGAACCACCCCCACCCCCUAGGGACUCCAGGGACACCUUCCCCCAGAGGAGUGACCCCAGGGAUGUCAGGGACAGAGACCGGGACUCCCGUAGCUACAGAGAACAGCGCGGGUCAGGGGGCGAGGGGGGUCGGAGGCCUCAAGGGACCCGCGGGGAAGCGACAGGGACUACAGAAGCACCCCAGCCGCUGCCUCCACCCCCUGCUGCUCCCGAGAGCCGCGACCCCAGGGCUGCCAGGGGUUCGUACCCUCAGGACAAGGAUUUCCGCAGUGGAACCAGUGCGCCCCUUCCCCCCAUGGGCGGCCCCACCCAGGCGCCCCCCAGAGGUGUGCCAGCCCCCUCCAGUACCUCCUCUUCCCUCCCCACAAGUUUGGCUGGACAGGAUCAAGAGAAGGCCAGCCUCAUCAUGCAAGUGUUACAGCUUUCGGACGAGCAGAUUAAGAUGUUGCCGCCAGAACAGCGUGCAUCCAUCUUGCAGCUGAAGGAGCAAAUACAGAGAUCACAGCACUAGGCCACAGCACACAGCAGCAGCAGACUUGUUGUGCUGUGGUAGGGAGAGAGAGAGAGAGAGAGAGAGAGAGAGAGAGAGAGAGAGAGAGAGAGAGAGAGAGAGAGAGUUAAAAUGAUUAAAUACUUUCUAUCUUUCUCUCUCUCUCUCUCUCUCUCUCUCUCUCUCUCUCUCUCUCUCUCUCUAAGGGACAAAAAAAUAUAUAGAAGGAAAAUGUUUGAUGAUAAUAAUAAUAAUAAUAAUAAUAAUAAUAAUAAUAAUAAUUGUAGUAAAAUUUCUAUUGUUUAUAUUAUUAUUAUUAUUAUUAUUAUUAUUAUUAUUAUUAUCAUUAUCAUUAUUAUUAUUAGUUUAUUUUCAUUAAUCUUAAAGGAACCACAGUUACUAUCUUGAAUUAUUACUAUUACCAUUCAUUCAUUACUAUUAUUACUACUACUACUAUUUUCCUCAAGCUUGUGUAUAAUCCUGACCUAACUUGACUUAUUUAUCAUCUCAUAACACAAAGGAUAAUUAAAAAACUACCAUCAAUACUUAAUUUUGACUCAAUGAACACUGAAACGACCAAUUGGGCUGUUGAACCUCACUACAUCUGAUAUUUAAGAAGCUGACGGGGCCAUUUACUCCCUAACAUUGCUUUCCUUCUCUCCCUUAUUCUCUCUCCAUUCCUCCUUCCCUCCUUCCCUUCUCCUCUUCCCUUAUAACUCUGACAAAACCCUUGUUAUCAUUUUCAACAACACAAUCAAUGCCAGAAUUCAUUUUUUACGACUUACGAGGAAGCUGGCAGGAAAAAACGUACAUCCUGCAGUUUUAUCGCCAAUUAGAGGUCACAUGUGGCUGCAGUAGAGGUCAGGGUGCGUCGGUGAUUAGGGAAAGGUGUACCAGGCGGGGUCAGAGGGGAAAUGAAGGGGUCAUAGUGCUGGUUUACUGUGUAUUUCUUUAUUCAGUUUGUUUAUGUUCAAUAUAUUCCUCGAAAUGUU